UUCGUACCGAAAAUGUUCGGCGAAUCACGGAAACACCCGAGUUUUAAGCCGUCUCCUUGCAGACCUAAAUAGGAGACAGUGCUUGGAAACAAGCCUCCGAAGGGUCCUUACCCAAGGACUUCAUCGCUUCCCUUUUCACGCUGAAAUGAAUGUGCAGAAGGUGAAACCACCAGUUUCAGCUGCUGUUCAGAUACCAGGACACUCACAACCAAGGAACAUUGUACCUUCGAGAGUUACAACACCACCUGUUCAUAGAGGUCCGGAAGAACAAGUUCCACAGCAGUACCCCUCCUUUCAACCAGGGUUAGUGAAUAUUGGCUAUCCCAAUCAGUUCCUGAUAUCGCAACAGCAGCAACAACAGCCACAGACACAAGGCAAUCCCCAUGAAUUAGACAAGAGUCAGCUGACCACCUCCCAAACAUUCGGGGGACAGCGAACUCCAGUAACUAUUCAACAAAAUAUGUAUCAAAACCCUACGUCAGGCAUGAGAGCUGGUCCCCCGCCCCCACCCUUUUACUCUGGCCAAACACAGCCACGGCAAGCAAGGUACUCUGGGCCUCCUCCCAUCAGUCAGCCGCCAAGCCAGCCCAUGUACCCAACAAUGUACAUGGCGCAAAACCACCAACCAGGAACGUUUCAACCCCCUGGUGGUACACAGAUAAUUGUUCAGCCACAACUCUCGAUGAUGGUUGGUAAUAGAAUGAGCACUCCCCAGUUUGCCCUACAGACCUCUCAACAGGGAAUGACUGGCAUGACCUAUCCGAUGACUACCAAUCAAACAGCGACUCAACAGUUUAACCCAAUCACUGUGUACCAGCAAAAUAACCAAGCCCAGAGGCCACCAUCUGCAGGCAUGAUCACACCACAAACAAGUCAGCCAGGAAAACGAGAGAAACACAUGAUCAAGAUUGUAGAUCCAAAUACAGGAAAGGAUAUAUCAAGUGAAAUAUUUAGCACAUCUCGGCCGGGUCGUUCGACUACUCCAGGCUCCAGUCCUUCCCCUGUGGCUGUAGUACCGGGAGAGGCUGCCUCCGAGUCUGAAUCAAGUCCACUUGUUGAAAGCCCCCCACCUCCACCUCCAGAAUCCCCGAACGAUCACCAGGGUGACAUAGCAGCAGUGUUUGCUGCCCAGGUGGCUGCUACAUUAAAAGCAGAAGUUCAAGCAGAGCCUGGGGUGUCUUCCAAACUUUCUCACAAUGUGCCAUCGUUUACACCUGCAGAAUCGUACCAACCAGUUAGUGCUACUAGUGAGGAGAUUCCACAGGAAUCUAAUUCACCGGUCGUAGAACCAGUCGUAGAAGAAGUCGGUGAAUCAGACACUCCAGCUGUUAAUCCGCCUGUUAAGGAAGCCACAACAGUUUUAGCGGAAGUUUCGGUGGAAUCCGGAAAGGUUUCAAAUUCAGUACGUAGUGUAACUAUAGAAUCCAACCCAGGUCUUUCAAACACAAACGACUUAGUUCCAGCUACACAAGGAGAAACUGCUUUUGUGUCGGAUUCUGGCGUUGAUGUACAAUCUGUGUCAUCACUGGAGCCCAGUGACUCUUCAGUGACCGACGGCACGAAACCAGACAACCAAAAUGUGGUAAUUGAUGAAGUGGACACUCAAGUGGAACCACCAAAGCCUUUCAUAACAGAAUCUGAACCUGAUGUUAGUGUAGCAACAACAAGUGAUAAUACAAGGACUACAGAUCCAGUAGAUGUGAAAAUUGAGGCAGAGGAAACACUUGUGAACAAUACCUCUAAACAGGAGGAUUCAAGUGAGAAAGACGAGGUGCCAAACGUAUCGCAAGCAAAUGUGGUAGAACCCGAGGAUUCCAAUCCUGGGCCUAUUGUCAAAGAGGAAACCAAGGGGAAGAAGAAAGUCGAGGACGAAACCAAGAAAGUGGAAGAAUCUAAGAAAACAGAUGCAGAAGUGUUUGUGAAACCACAGCCAGUGGAAAUACCAGCACCUGUACCAGAACCUAUUGUUGUUCCUCCUCAAACGUUACCGGAAACGCAAGAAGUCAAUGAAACAACAGAAACGAUGCAAGAAGUGGAGGUACAAAUACAAGACAAAAUAGAGGAAGAGAAUCAAAAGAAUGAAGAAAAGAGUAAAGACGCUAAAGAAAACCUGAAAACCAGUGAUGACCCAGAGAAACCAGGGGUCGACACAAAGGAAACAAAAUACACCUAUAAAGAAGACCAAUGGAGUCCUAUAAAUCUAGAAGGGAAGCGAUUAUAUGACCGGGAUUUCUUGCUGCAAAUGCAAUAUGCUGGAGACUCCACAACCAAGCCUGUUGGUCUGCCAGAUCUACCUGAUAUUAUUUUAGACAAACCUAACUACAACCAACAGUCCGGAGGUGGCGGCCACAGUGGUGGUGGAGGAGGAGGGGGAAGGGGACCCUCUUUCUCCCGAGACCCGCAGUCAUUCAGUGGAUCCUUUGAUUUCACACCCGGCUAUGUCAGGUCACCAAGAGUUGGCGGCACUGAGCGUGGUGGUGAGCGUGAGCGUGGUGGUGAACGUGGUGAUCGUGGUGGCAGGAUGACCAAGAGUGGAAGUAACCAGGGCCGUAAGAUGGGAGGGCCUCCUCAGAGGAUCAUCACACAUGUCUCUAUAGGACAAGAUGUCACAUUACACAAGGCUGGUGAUGCUUGGAAACCACAGAAGAGCACAGAAAAAGUAGAAGAUCCAGAAGAGAAGAAGACAGAGAUCUUGUAUAAAAAGGCCCGCGGUAUCUUGAACAAGCUGACUCCACAGAAGUUUCAAACUCUGGUCAAACAGAUGUCUGAGCUGGAAAUUGAUACAGAUGAGAGGCUGAAGGGAGUCACAGACCAUGUCUUUGAAAAGGCAGUCGGUGAACCUGGGUUCAGUGUAGCUUAUGCAAGCAUGUGCAGAUAUCUUGCAAUGAUCAAGGUACCAUCCAAAACAAAGCAAGGGGAAUCAGUCAAUUUCCGUGCAAUAUUACUAACCAGAUGUCAGAAGGAAUUCGAGAAAGACAAAGACACAGAACUGGAAAUGGAAAGGAGGCGGAAAGAAAUCAAGGAGGCAAAGGAGGAAGACAAAGAACAGCUGAAGGCUGACCUAGAAUUUGAAGAAUCGAAAGCGAGGAGACGAUCUUUAGGAAAUAUUAGAUUUAUUGGUGAAUUGUUUAAAUUAAAAAUGUUAACCGAGAACAUUAUGCAUGACUGUGUGUUCAAAUUGCUCAAAGCCAAAGAUCUUGAAUCGCUGGAGUGCCUGUGUCGCCUUCUCACUACCAUCGGAAAAGAAUUGGAUUCUGAUAAAGCCAGGCCACGGAUGGAACAGUACUUCCAACAAAUGGGAAAGAUUGCCCAAGAUAAGAAAACCUCCUCCCGAGUGAGAUUCAUGUUACAGGAUGUGAUAGAAUUAAGAAUGAAUCGCUGGGUACCACGGAGAGAUGAAAACAACCCCAAAACUCUGGACCAGAUUCAUAAAGAAGCUCAGAGGGAGGAUCAGGAAAGACAACUCCUAGCUCAACAAGCUGUGGCCCAACAGAGGGAGCAGCGAGGUGGCGGCGGCGGCGGCAAUAAAGGAGGUGGUAGACGUGGUCCUGGUUCACAAGGCGGUCCCCCAGGUGGUGCUGAUGGCUGGGCCACAGUUGGUGGAAGACAGCCACCCAUCAGAAUCAAUGCAGAGCGCCAAACUAUUGAUCCUUCAAGGUUAAAACUCUCUCGACAAAAUACGGAUGAGAGUGUGCAGCUUGGUCCUGGUGGAGGUGCUGGGCGAUUCGCUGGCUGGCAGAGAGGGAGCACAGGUGGAGGAGCUAGAGCAUCACAGGAGGCAGAACGCUCGUCUAACGCACCAAGCAAUAGGUUUUCAGCACUCAGUCGAUCGGAGGAUGAGAGCCGAAGUCGCCUUGGUGUGAGUCCCAACAGAACAAGACAACAACAGCCUGGAGGCUUUGGUCGUCCUAACAGGGUAACGCCCCGAUCAUCACAAGAGCAGGAGAGGGAGAAGGCACUCGCUGCAGCCAGGAGCAUAAUUGGUGGUCAAACCACCCCAAAAGAAGGUCCUAGCCGGGAGAGCAGUCGAAGCCGUGAGGUGCGCGAAGAGAAGAAGGAGCCGGCUCCUGUGGCAGCCCCAGCUCCGGCCCCAGUUAAGGAGCUGAACCAAGAACAGAUGGAGAAGAAAACGAUAUCCAUUGUGGACGAGUUUCUUCACAUACAGGAUAUGAAGGAAGCUGUGACGUGUGUAGAGGAAUUAAAUUCCCCUUCAUCGCUACAUUGGUUUGUGAGUACGGCCCUAAACCAUGUACUAGAAAGGUCAGAGGUCGCUAGGCGCCAAACUGGACUUCUUCUCCAUGACUUAGUCAAGAAGGGCUCUGUUUCAGUUAAAGCCUAUAUUAAUGGGCUACAUGAAAUCCUUCAGUAUGCAGAGGAUAUGGAAAUAGACAUUCCAAAGAUCUGGCAGUAUUUUGGAGAGCUAAUUGGACCCAUGAUUCAAGAUGGCAGUGUUCCAUUUAGUUUCCUUAAGGAUGCCAUAGAACCCCUAAAAGCUAGCCACAAAGCUUGUGUACUGAUGUCGGCUAUUCUACAUGAUGCCAGUACAAGAGAGGGACACAAGAAGAUUGCAUCAAUUUGGAAGAGCUCUGGUUUACAAUGGAGCGACUUCAUGCCAGCUGCAGAAGUGAAACCCUUCCUGAAAACCAAUAAUUUGGAAUUCACCGAGCCAGAUGGCAGCCAACCAAGCACACCCACUAUAGCAAUGCCCCUGGAGAGUAUACAGGAUAACCUGGACUUGCUCUUACAGGAGAAAAAGUCCACCAAUGAGGAUAUCUUUGAUUGGAUUGAGACAAAUCUUGAGGACCUAAUCACAAAAUCAAAGCAGUUUAUCCGUAUACUGAUGACAGCAGUGUGUUCAUGUGCAAUUACAGGUCGUGGAAGCAGUGCACGAGUGGAGCCUCAGGACGUCAUCAGCCGUGGUGUGUUAUUACAGAAAUACCUUGAUCAUCAGGCCGAGUUUGAGCUACAAGCACUCUACGCCCUGCAAUCACUAGUCCACAAACUUGAGCAUCCACCAGGUGUUCUACGAACAUUGUUUGAUACACUAUAUGAUGAGGACAUAAUAUCGGAGGAUGCCUUCAACCAAUGGGAGAAGAGUGAGGAUCCCGCCGAGCAGGAGGGCAAGGGGGUGGCUAUGCGCCAAGUUGUCCAGUUCUUCACGUGGCUACGAGAGGCUGAGGAAACGAGCGAUAGCUGAGGAUGGCUUCAAUAGGCAUUUAGUUAAACAUUAAUUACAGGGGGUUAUUUAUUUCUGAUUUAGGGGAAUAACUGCAAACUACAGAGAAAAAAUUAUUAGAAGUAUGAACUAUUUUGUACUUGGCCGAAAAAUUGUGUGUAUAAGAGUUCAACUGCUCACAUAUUUUUCUUUACUUAUAUAUAUAUAUUAUGCAACAAGCUUGUGACUGGUGUGUUGCAUAAUAAAUCCGUGAAUGUGUGGAUACGAUAGAACUUCCUUUCAGUAUGUCCGAGGCUUCGGUCAAUAGGAACUACUGUCUUAAUUCCGGAUAAUUUUUGUAUUAUAUACCCUUUGGGAUCACUGUAUCUCGCAUGUUCUUUUCUGCAUAUAUGAUGAUAAAAAGCAUUUGUUGCAUGUUAUGUGAUUAAUUGGGGAAAACUUGUUCUUCUAUUGUUCAGAAUAUAGAGAUUGUGAAUGGAGCCAGGUUAUUGUUCUGCUUAUGUACGAAUGCAAGAGUGAUGUGGAGGUAUGGUGUAUGUGCCAUCUGGCCAGUGUGUAAAUGACAAAAGAUUGUGAUUAAAAAAUUGGUGCAAAUGGCUAUUGUAAUACAAAUUAUGUUUCCCAUCAUCAUUGUGGUGGUUUUAUUAACAAAAGACUAUUUGAUAUGUUUCAUCAUGUUAAUGUAUUACAUGAUAAAUAAUAGUGUUCAUGAAUGAAAUCUGGUAUGUUUGGGCGGCUGUCAUUGGAUGAUUUGAACAUGAAUGAAUUUGAAUGGAUUUUCCCAUUUGAGAGUAAACUUGUUUCCCCAUCAUUCAGUAUUUAGCAUUUAUACUGGAAAGUUAACAUGGAAUCUUAUAGGAUAAAAUUGAUCUGCGUUUUUUCUUCUUCUUUUUUUCCCAUUUUCAUACACAAUAUCCUUACGGUAUAAAUCGUUAUAAAUGUCAAGACAUUGACUUGACUUGGGGUGAAAAAAAGGAAAAAAAUACCCUGUAAAUAUCUUGUGUCGGCCUUUUACCAUUAUGCAUGAGGGCAGUGCAUGUGUACUGUGUCCAAUCUGUCACAUGGUGCUACUAGGUGAGCUUAUUGUGCUAUUUCAUAAAUAUGUAAAACCAGAGCCAAGAAAAGUAAUCAGUUGUUCAACACUCAGUAUAAUGUAUAUCACAAGUUGUCCGCCCUUUGUUUUUAAGAUUACUUGACAUGCCUAAACAAAACCUGCUGUUAAAUGAAAAGUGGGCUCUGUAUACCAUCAUUGCAUUUAUCAAUAGCACACAAAUUCAUAUCAUCUUAAUUUAUUGAUGUCCUGUACUUGAAUGUUUAAACUUGAUUCGGUAUAAAUUGAUAUUACUGAUUGUGAUCAUUGCGUAGGGACAUAGAGUGAAUAGACUGCAUUUUACAAUAUUUCUCCCAUUGCAAUAAACAGGUUUCACAAAUAAUGACAUGUACCCAUAGAUUAUUUUAUACAUGAUAUGAAAGUGCGAAUGUUGGCAUACUUGUUUCUUUUCAUUUUGUUUGUUAUUGUGUGGUUGAGGAUAGCAAGGAUUUUGAUUCAAAGUCACCGAUUAUAUAUAUAUUGAAAAAAAAAGAUGCCAUUUAUUGAAAACAGUUGAACAACCUUAUGAGCCUGUACUACCUUCAUGCCUUAAAUUUUUGUUCAUACAUGCUUGAAGCGUGGACAUUGAAAUUUUACAAGGAAAUGGGGAAAUUGUUGAUCAUAGCACUUAAAGUAAAGGGAAUCAAUGACACGGGAAUGUUGGAUAGGACAAACUCACUAAAUUGGAAAUUAAUGGCAAAUAUUUUCAGAAAAUAUUUUGUCUUCUGGAAUGAAGAGUUUUGAAGAUAUUUCUUGAUGUUCUUAAUUGCUUUAUUCUCUGACAGUCUGUAUGAGCAUGUGACCUCUGUGCUGGGGACCCCCACCCUUGCAGUAUGAGCAAUGUGACCUAUGUGCUGGGGACCCCCACCCUUGCAUCCUGAACCCAAUACUUGUUGAAGUGAUAUCAUAAUGAACCGCUACUACACAAUCAAGGAGGUGGUUUUCACUACAGAAAAAAAAACACAGAAGGGGGGGUUGUAAUGUAAAUAAAAACUUGACGAAGAAAUUUAA
Molecule: messenger RNA, 7277 nt
Organism: Mizuhopecten yessoensis (Yesso scallop)
Lineage: Eukaryota; Metazoa; Mollusca; Bivalvia; Pectinida; Pectinidae
Product: eukaryotic translation initiation factor 4 gamma 3-like
Exons: 29
Coding region: 146-5197 (1683 amino acids)
Cellular component (GO): eukaryotic translation initiation factor 4F complex
Molecular function (GO): translation initiation factor activity; mRNA binding; protein binding
Source: RefSeq, a predicted model, not a curated record